UCAGAACCUCAUAUCGUCUCGGACAAAGAUGCAGCUUAACGUCCUGCCCGUGCUCUGCCGAUAAACUCAAGAGUUACUAAAAGAAAGAGGACAAGAAGCGGCACACAGGUGGUUGUUUGCGGGCACUCUGCACUGUUGCGCAUAAAGUUCCCACUGCGCACCGGCACAAUGCUGUUACCGUCCGGCACCCUCUUACUGCUGGCGGCUCUCUACUCAAGUGUAGACCUGACAUGGGCUGAGGGCUGCGGGGCAUCAUGUGGAAAAUGUGACUGCAGUGGUGUGAAAGGAACAAAGGGUGAGCGUGGAUUUCCUGGUCUUCAAGGUAAUAUGGGAUUUCCAGGGAUGCAGGGACCUGAAGGUCCUCCAGGACCAAUGGGCCCCAUGGGAGGUCUUGGUGACACUGGAACUCCUGGACUGAAAGGAGUGCGGGGUCCUUCUGGUCUGCCAGGUUUCCCAGGAAACCCAGGACUACCAGGCAUCAAUGGAAACGACGGCCCACCUGGUUCACACGGUAUCCCAGGAUGCAAUGGGACCAAAGGAGACAGAGGAAGGGAUGGCACUUCUGGUUUUUCCGGUCUUCAAGGACCUCCUGGCAUCCCAGGACUUCAUGGAAUGAAGGGUGACCCUGGUGGUGUGAUCGGGAUUGUUCCGCUGAAAGGAGACAGAGGAUUACCUGGCACACCUGGAUUACCUGGAUCAAGUGGAAAUGUUGGAGUUACUGGACCUCCAGGAAAUCGAGGCUUUCAAGGACCCAAAGGUGAUCCUGGCCUCGCUGGCCCUCCUGGAGAGAAGGGUGACAAGCUGGCCUUUGUGAGUGAGAAAGGAGCUAAGGGUGAUCAAGGAUAUCGUGGCCCACCCGGCCCUCCUGGACCUCCAUCACUCGGAGUGGAAGGAGUACGUCCCACAGUGCAUUUACCUGGACCACAGGGUGAAAGAGGACUUACAGGAGACAAAGGAGACACAGGUCAAUGCAUCCCUCAUGCAUUUGGUGUCAAAGGUGAACAAGGCCCGCCUGGACCAAGUGGUAAAUCUGGCAAGGAUGGAGUAGAAGGGCUGAAGGGAGAAAAAGGCCUUCAAGGAUCUAUUGGAUACAUUGGUUCCCAGGGUGAAAAGGGAGAAAGUGGACCACCAGGUUACGGUGAUGGCGGCUCUGGUCGUCCUGGUUCUCCUGGUUUCCCAGGGUUACAAGGACAAAAGGGUUUUGCUGGUCCUCAGGGAGAGGCAGGUCCACCAGGCCAGCACAUUGAAGGGCCUCGUGGAGAGAGUGGUCAGAAGGGAAACAUUGGUGAGAAAGGAGACAGGGGCAUUGAAGGAGAGUCUCUCGUUGGUCCUCCAGGACAACCAGGAACCCCUGGACUCUCUGGACCACCUGGACAACCGAUUGACCGUAAUGAAUGUAACAUAAAGAAAGGAGCUCCUGGCCCACCUGGACCUCCAGGGUUAUUAGGAGAAUUUGGACAGAAAGGUGACACAGGGGAUAACUGUGUUAAAUGUGAAGGUUUCGGCCCACCUGGCCCCCUUGGCCCUAAAGGAGAUCGAGGACCUCCGGGGCCAGUAGGAGGCAAGGGAGAAAAGGGUGGGGAUGGCUCUUCUGGACAACCUGGGAAUCCUGGUUUUCAAGGUAUUCCUGGGUUAAUGGGAGCCCCUGGUGCUGUUGGCGAGCCUGGGGACAUUGUCGGAGUUGAUGGUUUGAAAGGGGAGAAAGGUCUGCCUGGCAUUUCUGGUUCGCCGGGGCAGCCAGGGCUGGAUGGACCGCAAGGGAGAGAUGGCCUCCCGGGUAUACCUGGCUUUAAAGGGGAAUCGGACAAAGAGGGCAUCAAGGGUGACCGUGGACCAGUUGGAGACCCUGGUCAUAUUGGGCCUCAGGGAGAGAGUGGUCCACCUGGCCUGCCAGGCUUUGGUCGACCAGGAGAACACGGAGAGAAGGGCAGUCAAGGGAGACCAGGCAUUCCUGGAACUCCAGGACCAUCUGGUGCUAAAGGUGAUCCAGGUAAAGGUGUGAGCACUCCUGGACCUCAGGGAGGACCUGGAACACAUGGAGAAACCGGCAUACCUGGACUUCAAGGUGACAGAGGCCUUCCGGGAGACCCAGGGUUGCCAGGUUUCCCUGGACUGAAGGGUGAACAUGGACCCUCUGGAAUUGGAUUUCCAGGCCUAACUGGUUCUAAAGGAAACAGUGGCGUUCCAGGAGCUUCAGGAUUAUCAGGAGAGCCAGGAAGACCAGGACAGGAUGGCUUGACUGGACAAUCUGGUACACCUGGACAAAAAGGUGAACCAGGGCAGGGUCUUCCAGGCCCAAAAGGUUCGCAAGGCCUCCAAGGAAUUACUGGCUUCCAGGGAGACAAGGGUACCAUUGGACUACCUGGUGUUCCUGGACGAGAAGGCCAGACAGGACCACCGGGACAUCAGGGAAUCAAAGGUGGGGUGGGACCCCCAGGACCUCAUGGACAGAUUGGCUUACCAGGUUCUCCAGGGAAAGGUUCGCCCGGAGUCCCCGGACCACAAGGACCAGCUGGAGAGACUGGACCAUAUGGUGGGGAAGGUGUAAAGGGAGAAAGGGGCUACCCAGGCUCUCCUGGUCUGGACAUGCCGGGGCCUCAGGGAGAAAAGGGAACAUCCGGGUUCCCAGGAAACCAAGGUUCUAAUGGACUGCCAGGGCAACCAGGUCUACCCGGCAGGGACGGAUUAAUCGGAAACCAAGGUUUUAAAGGUGAAAUGGGGGUCAUAGGAACACCGGGAGUACCAGGAUUUCCUGGACCAACUGGUACAGCUGGAUCUCCUGGACUGAGAGGUGAUUCUGGUAUAACUGGACCAAGAGGUAUUAUUGGAGAAACUGGAGUUAAAGGAGAAAGGGGAGAUCAAGGUCUUCAGGGACCUGCUGGCAACAUGAGUGAUGUUGACAUGGAGCACAUGAAGGGGGAGAAGGGAGACCACGGAAACAGAGGUAACACUGGGUCCACUGGAGAUAAAGGCCACCGUGGACUUCCUGGUAACCCUGGAAUGCCAGGCAAACAUGGAGAGCCUGGAUUAGCUGGACAACCAGGUGAGAAAGGAGACUCUGGUUUUGCCGGAGAUCCUGGCAGUAUGGGACCACCUGGACAGAAAGGCACUGGAGGAGAGAUGGGAAUACCAGGUGUGGUUGGUCCAUCGGGUCCUAGAGGAAAUAUUGGUACACCGGGACACACCGGAUUCAGAGGCACAGAUGGACUGAAAGGAGACAAGGGAACAGCUGGCGAUCCAGGUAUUGGGCUACCAGGACAUUCAGGAGAAAAGGGGCAGAUAGGCCUGCCAGGAUUCCCAGGAUCAACAGGAGAGAGGGGUCUGAAGGGUCAUGAGGGUAUGUCCGGCACACCAGGACUGCAAGGAACAAAGGGAGACAAAGGAACCAUCGGGUAUUCAGGUCAGCCAGGGAGACCAGGCGAUAAGGGUACCACUGGGCUGCUGGGGUCUGAAGGAGAAUCUGGUCAGGACGGUCGCCCUGGUGAAGGUGGCUUGCAGGGACCUCCUGGUGUUUCUGGAGAGAAGGGAGAUCCUGGAGUGGAUGGUAUCCCUGGAUCCUCAGGGGAGAGAGGAGACCCAGGUAUACCCGGUCGAGGUUUCUCCGGAACACCUGGAGUGCUUGGUAGCAAAGGUGACAUAGGUAUUCCUGGCUUCCCUGGCACUCCAGGUCAUCCAGGUGUCCCUGGUAUCAAAGGUGACAAGGGACUUUUAGGCUCACAUGGACCCCAGGGUGUGACAGGAGAGAGGGGGUACACGGGUAUGUCCAUUGAGGGCCCCAAGGGAGAGACGGGAGUGACGGGACAACCCGGUGAAGCAGGAUCCCCAGGAGGACCAGGACCCUCUGGUGUGCCAGGCAGAGAUGGCUUUAAGGGAGACAUAGGAGAUCAGGGUCUCCCUGGUUUCCAGGGAGAGUCAGGACAUAAGGGUGACCCUGGAGUUUCUGGACUUCCUGGACAAACUGGCCUUCCCGGUAUCGAUGGACAGAAGGGAGUGAGGGGAUUGCAGGGUGUCCCCGGCUUCCCAGGUGCAAGGGGUCAUUUUGGGGACAUUGGAGUCAAAGGAGAAGUUGGAGACAAUGGAUUUCCAGGAGAAAAGGGCAUUGAUGGCCCCCCUGGUCCCCCCGGCCCCCACACCUUCACCAAAGGAGACAUCGGGUUUCAAGGUACUCAAGGAUUACAGGGACCCCAGGGGCCAUCUGGGUACCUUGGACAAAAAGGACAGCAAGGUGUGACAGGUAUUCGAGGGCCAAAGGGUGAAGACGGUAUUCCUGGAUAUCACGGUCAGUCCGGAUCCAAAGGAGAUCUUGGCCUUCCAGGCCCACAGGGACCCAGAGGACACCCUGGCCCCCCAGGACCCGACGGUGUUCCAGGUCAAGUGGGUCACACUGGCCCCUCCUCCAUGGAUCACGGGUUCCUGGUAACCCGUCACAGCCAAACGGUGGAGGUUCCAACUUGUCCUGAGGGAACCUCGCUCAUAUAUGAUGGCUACUCCUUGCUCUACAUACAAGGCAACGAGCGUUCCCAUGGACAGGACUUAGGUACGGCAGGCAGCUGUCUAAGGAAGUUUAGCCCCAUGCCGUUCCUGUUCUGUAACAUCAACAACGUGUGCAACUUUGCCUCCCGUAACGACUACUCCUACUGGCUCACCUCCCCUGAGCCCAUGCCCAUGACUAUGGCACCCAUCACUGGCCAAGGCAUCAAACCCUUCAUCAGCAGGUGUUCUGUGUGUGAAGCUCCAGCCAUGGUCAUAGCAAUUCACAGUCAGACCAUCAUGAUCCCAGCAUGCCCUCACGGCUGGGACUCUCUAUGGAUUGGUUACUCCUUUGUCAUGCACACCAGUGCUGGUGCUGAGGGCUCCGGCCAGGCUCUGGCCUCUCCUGGUUCCUGCCUGGAGGAAUUCCGCAGUGCUCCCUUCAUCGAGUGUCACGGUCGUGGAACCUGCAACUACUACGCCAACUCCUACAGCUUUUGGCUCGCUACCAUUGAAGACAGUGAGAUGUUUACGAAACCUGUCCCCACAACGCUAAAAGCAGGCAGUCUUCGAACACACAUAAGCCGCUGUCAGGUGUGCAUGAAGAGGACAUAAACCCCGACACCAAAGUCCUUCCUAACCUGCGAGCAAAACUGUGUGUGCUGACGUCCUUGACUUGCUUAACUUGCUGUUUUCAAACGAUGGUGCUAUUUGCCUGCAUGUGACAGGAGAGGGACAGAGGUGUGGUUUGCAAAACAGCUGGAGAUUGAACAUUAUAAACCAGUAAACAAAGACCAAGCAGCCUUUUGCUUCAUGCAGAACAAGAUAAUCACAACAUGUCUCUAAAGAAUUGCACCCAGUUUACCACUGCACUGAGUACAUGCCCCCUAAACUGGUAAACUUGUGUUCAUUUUGUGUGAGUCAGGUGCUACUCAAUCUUCCUUAUCUGCCUUAUCUGUCUUAUUCCAUUUAGUUUUUUCCUUCUCCAUAUCAGCGCCACAGCAUUCAAAGAUAUAGCCACAUUUUAUUCUAGAUUUUAACUUGUGUAAACAUACUAAUGUAAAUGAUGGGACUUACCACUGGUUGCAGACACUUGUCAUUUGCUAAAUCACCAUAACGUUGCAGACACAGAUAUAUAACAAUCACUCUGUUGUAAAUAUAAUGCAUUCCUCUCUAACAUAGUUCAACAUACUCUCCUCAGGUUAUUAUUGAAAUACUUUGUGUGUUAGUAAGUCCAUUUUUAUUUAUAAGAUUUAUGAGAAUAUGUUGGACUUGAGUGUAUCUGAGAUUCCCUUGAUCCAAAAAAACCAGUGUUUCAACAUCUGACUAUCAGCGCCUUAUUAACAUACAAAACAGCACUGAAGGAGCAUUGACCUGCGUGUGUGUGUGUGUGUGUGUGUGUGUGUGUGUGUGUGUGUGUGUGUGUGUGUGUGUGUGUGUGUGUGUGUGUGUGUGUGCGCGUGUGUGUGUGUGUGUGUGUGUGUGUGUAUGAGUAUACAUAUAUGAAUGGAUUUGAGCUGCUUCUGCUUGGAAUUGGGGUGUGUUUUGUGAUAUCUGCAUACACAUUGUUGCACCACCCUAUGUUGUUAAAAAAAUCCCAAACAGAUGCAUAAAAAGAAAUAGACCAAAAAAAGAAAAUCACCUUUGUGUUUAACAGCUGUGUGCUAAAGGAUUUCCUCUUCUCACAUUACGUGAACCAAAUGUUUCUGAUCCCAAAGAAAUGCACAUGUAUAUAUACUUACUCAUAACAUAUACUUGACUGUUCCCCUUUGUGAAUUACUUUUCUUAUCCCUGUUGAUUUCAUGAAAAUUACGAGUGAAGGUCACACAUUUGUUUAUCCCUAAUAUACAUUUUUGUAUAACCUCAGACAAUGUUUUUACAUCCCUUUCACAACUAUUUAAAGAUGCAAGCUAUUUCUACUGUUAAAGUUACAGCAGUUACUCUACACUGACCGUAACCUGUUUUUGUUUGUGUUGUGUGCAUGGUUGUGAGGAAAUGCUCCAUGAAGUAUAUACAAUAUCAGUAAACAAACCUGAUUACAGUGGAAAUAAUCUUAACUAAUAAACAAACAGAGAAAAACAUACUUCCUCAACAUUUUAUAUUUUCCAGAUCCCAUACUGUGUAAUUCCUGCAAUAAAGUCAUUUGUAGAAUUUU
Messenger RNA from Cottoperca gobio, 6625 nucleotides. It is a transcript of the gene col4a1, whose product is annotated as collagen, type IV, alpha 1. NCBI's taxonomy places the organism in Eukaryota, Metazoa, Chordata, Actinopteri, Perciformes, Bovichtidae. Gene Ontology annotation, cellular component: collagen trimer. The record is from RefSeq and is a predicted model, not a curated record. Gene Ontology annotation, molecular function: extracellular matrix structural constituent conferring tensile strength. Gene Ontology annotation, biological process: glomerular basement membrane development.